Molecule: messenger RNA, 1086 nt
Organism: Aspergillus calidoustus
Lineage: Eukaryota; Fungi; Ascomycota; Eurotiomycetes; Eurotiales; Aspergillaceae
Source: the annotation of a GenBank genome assembly
AUGACGCAGCCAAAGUUGUUAGAGCUCCCCCUUGGGGCCCAGCUUGUCUACCUCGCUGAGGGCGGCGCGAAUAUUAUUUAUCGGAUUGUGUUACCUGCCAGUUUACCGAAAAGCUCUAGGCUCGGUCCUUCUUCGCCGGUGGCGAAUGAUUCUUUCACAGUUCCCGCGGAGUUUAAAGGAAAGUUGCUGCGGCUUCGCAAGGAUACACCAGCCGGUGUAUCUUACCAGGAAAUUGUCCGGAACUUCGACAAAAACAUUCGUCCCUUAUUCAAGCCAGAGGAAUUAGUGGACCAGGAACUCCAUUACCUACCUAAAGGUCUCGUCCAGCGCUGCAAUGAGCAGUUGCGUGCAGCGGAGCUUACAGGAAAGCGGCCGAAACAGAGACGAGGUGUAUUCCUCUCUGUAACAGAACCAUUCGGCCUGUUGGUCACGGAUAUGACUUCCUAUGGAAAUCCCGGCACGGACGUCGCCGAAUUGAAGCCGAAAUGGCUUUUGCAGUCGCCGUCGGCUCCAACCGGAGCCCGAAAGUGUCGCACUUGCGCCCUCCGAGACAUGAAGAACCACGACGCCCGCCGGGUGGGUGCAAUGGAAACACGGUCAUUCUGUCCUUUGGAUCUGGUAUCUGACAAGUUUGAACAUGUGCUGCGCGCUACCAAAUUUGUCAAGGGACAGAAAGAUCACGCGCGGCUGGCGAGAGUACUUUACCGAAACCCUACACUGCUCAAACUUCUUGCUCACCAGAAGAACAUGAAAGAUGUUGGAAACUACGGUCCUUCUCCGAGUUCCCGAGACAAGUCUUUAGCCAUGACUAUUCGGGACUGCACGAUGUUCAUCAAGAUGCCUCGAAAUGAGAAAGGCCGGGUUGAAAUCCGACUGGGUGAUUUAGAUCUCAAGACCGCAAGCGGGGGCAAAGCACAGUACUGGCUAGACCUCGAGCAUCGGCUGAUCAACGAUGGUUGGUACAUGGGUGCCAAAGGCAACACCCUUCCAUGCGACUGCUCUCUCCAAGGCUCGCGGGCCCAGUCACCUCCAUCCAUCUUAUGUGCUGGAGUUGCUUUUAGUCUUCAUGCUACGAAAGUUACUUGA